Molecule: messenger RNA, 489 nt
Organism: Diversispora eburnea
Lineage: Eukaryota; Fungi; Glomeromycota; Glomeromycetes; Diversisporales; Diversisporaceae
Source: the annotation of a GenBank genome assembly
AUGCCUCAACAAAUUAUUCGACCUACUAAUAGACCUAAUGAAGAAUAUAAUGUUCUUCAAGUCCUUGGAAAAGGCAGUUUUGGUAUUUGUCUAAAAGUUGCAAAUAGAGCUAAUGAAUUGUUUGCUCUAAAAGCAAUUGAGAAAAAAACUGAACAAAAUUAUGAUGUGUCCCUUUUUGAUAUGGUAUAUAAUAGAGGGGAAUUAACUGAAGCUGAAGUUCGCCUAUACAUGAUUCAGUUAAUUGAUGCUAUAAGCUAUAUGCAUGAUAGUAAUAUCUUGCAUAGAGAUCUCAAACCUGACAAUAUUUUCAUGUCAGAUGAUCUAGAUUUAAGAGUUGGGGACUUUGGGUUGUCAACUGAAUUUACUUCCACAGAUGAACGUGCAAGAACUCCCUGUGGAACGUUGCCAUAUAUGGCACCGGAAAUGUUGAAACCCGAAGUUGGUUAUAGAUAUGAGGCUGACAUUUGGGCAAUUGGUGUCAUUAUGUAA